AUGGCCGCCCCCAUGCUCGAGUUCCGGACGCCCGGGUACAAUCCGUACGCGGUGCAGUACUCGCCGUACUACGACUCGCGCGUGGCCGUGGCUGCGUCGGCCAACUUUGGCAUCAUCGGUAACGGCAAGCUCUUCGUGCUGGAGCUGACGGCUGCCGGCGUGCAGGUGGGCCGCACGUACGACACCAACGAUGCACAGUUUGACGUGGCCUGGUCCGAGAUCAACGAGAACCAGCUGCUGGUGGCCUGCGGUGACGGCUCGCUCAAGCUGUUCGACCUCUCCGUCGACGAUUUUCCCGUCAUGAGCUUCCACGAGCACAAACGUGAAGCCCUCUCGGUGUCGUGGAAUCCUGCCACCAAGGAUACAUUUCUGACGAGUUCGUGGGAUGGCACGGUGAAGCUGUGGUCUCCCACUCGGAACAACGCCCUCCGCACCCUCCCCAUCGGCACCUGCACCUACAGCGCUGCCUAUUGUCCAUCCAAUCCGGCGAUCGUGUCGGCCGCGUCCAGCGACUCCCUCCUGCGCAUCUUCGAUCUGCGCACUCCUGUCUCGGCCAAGUACCACCUGGUGGCGUCUAUUCCCGUACACGCCGGCCCUGGUGCGGGCGCAGGCGGCGGCGCUGCUCCGGCCGAGAUCCUCACGCACGACUGGAACAAGUACAACGACACGUUGAUCGCCACCGGUGGCGUCGACAAGAUCAUCCGCACGUUUGACAUCCGCAGCCCGGCUGCCGGCCCGCAGGCCCUGAUGCUGGGCCACGAGUUUGCUGUGCGCCGUCUGGCCUGGAGCCCACAUGCCCACGAUGUGCUGCUGAGUGCCAGCUACGACAUGACGGUGCGCCUGUGGUCUGACGGAUCGCCACCGCCGCCGCUACCUCCACCCCCGCCGUCUGGCAUCACCCCCGCGUCACAGCGCCUCGGUCGGCCGCUGGGCGUCAUGAACCGGCACACCGAGUUUACGACCGGCGUGGACUGGUGUCUCUUUGGUGAGGGCGGCUGGGUGGCCUCGGCCGGCUGGGACGAGCGCGUGCUGCUGUGGGAUGCCAAUGCGCUGAUACGGGGACGAUAA
This is a messenger RNA of Grosmannia clavigera kw1407, 1068 nucleotides long. RefSeq names its product peroxisome biosynthesis protein, peroxine-7. The transcript is spliced from 2 exons. The record is from RefSeq and is a predicted model, not a curated record. Gene Ontology annotation, biological process: protein import into peroxisome matrix. NCBI's taxonomy places the organism in Eukaryota, Fungi, Ascomycota, Sordariomycetes, Ophiostomatales, Ophiostomataceae. Gene Ontology annotation, cellular component: cytosol; peroxisomal matrix. Gene Ontology annotation, molecular function: protein binding. Bases 1 to 1068 code for a protein of 355 amino acids.